Messenger RNA from Moelleriella libera RCEF 2490, 864 nucleotides. Lineage: Eukaryota; Fungi; Ascomycota; Sordariomycetes; Hypocreales; Clavicipitaceae. The record is from the annotation of a GenBank genome assembly.
AUGAUGGCAACGACGACCGCGGCCCAAGACGAAUACAACGACUUUAUCGCCAAGAACAACAAUCGUGACGCCCCGCAUCCCGAGGAUCGUGACAGUCUCGAUCACUGCUCCCAGGACGAACUCGACGAGGAGACGCUUUAUCGCAGCUCCAGAAUAGACGCAGCCAUGCGAGCGCCUACCAGUGCCUCGGAGCUCAAGCUCCCCCCGGCUUCAUUCGACAGCGGCCGCUCGACGGGCGUCAAAGGCGUCAUUGCCGAUGCCAGGAGCUUCGAGACCGCACGCAAGUCGAAAUGGACCGACAGAGUCAGGUCGGCUCGGCGGAGCAUCUUGGGGAUGGGCAUGGCACACUCCAGCGGGGGCAAAAGCGAAAGCGAGACCGACUCAGACGUCCCCAGCGGUGAGGCCUCUGACGAAGAGACCUUCCUGCAACAAUGGCGGGAGACGCGGCGGAGAGAACUCGAGAGCGAGGCCAACAGAGCCGUCCGCACCCGACGCACCAGCCCGAGUGUGCGGGUGUACGGUCGAUUGGACGUGGUGGAUGCCUCAGGAUACCUCGACGCAAUCGAGACGGUCAGUCGGGAGACCAAGGUAGUCGUAUUCGUCUACGACCACGAGUGCGACGUCUCUGCCACCGUGGAGGCCGCUCUCUUACCCCUCGUCAAGGCAAACAGCACCAUUCACUUCGUCAAGGUCCACUGGGAGGACAUUGAGUUCGACAAUGCUGCCGUGCCUGCCCUGCUCGCAUAUCACAACCAAGGAGAUCUGUUUGCAAAUCUGACUGGCAUUAUCGAGAUGAUGCCUGACGAGGACACAUUCGGCACAAACGCACUCAAACAGUUGUUGGAGAAGCAUAAGGUCUUAUGA